Molecule: messenger RNA, 1390 nt
Organism: Leptomonas pyrrhocoris
Lineage: Eukaryota; Euglenozoa; Kinetoplastea; Trypanosomatida; Trypanosomatidae
Product: D-alanyl-glycyl endopeptidase-like protein
Exons: 1
Coding region: 299-1390 (363 amino acids)
Cellular component (GO): cytoplasm
Molecular function (GO): ligase activity
Source: RefSeq, a predicted model, not a curated record
AGUCGAAGUGGGCGUUGUUGGUUUUCGUGGCGCGAUGUGAGAAGAGGCCUCGUCACCCAAUAAGUUUUUCGCUCUUUCCACCCUUUGAAAUAGGAAACGAGAUAUUCUCAAUAUUUUGGCAUUUUAUUUUUUGUUUUCAAAAGUAGUACUCUUUCUCUCGCAACAGAGCCUACAAAGUAUUCCACACAGCCGCGCGGCCAUCUUUGCUUGUUUCGAAAAUAUGUAUAUUUAGGAAGGAAAGAAGCACAGCCUUCGCAGCGAACAGAGCGUGUAUUCUCCCUCUUUCCCCUUCUCUACCAUGCGUAACCGGCGCUCAUCGGCCCCCGACGUGUGUCGGAAGAACGAUGCCAGCGAUGUACGGUCGUCGUCACCCGUCGUGGGAGGCGCAGCGCGAAUCCCACCACGACGCCACAAGGAACUCGACGUCGAAGAUGCCGCCCUGUGUGAUGCAUACGCAAUUAACCUGCGUCGCGAGUCAGAGGACAUGGAGCUGCGACGUCCCUCCUUCUGGCGUAUUCGCUGUUCUUCUAGCAUCUUCGUUGGACUCUUUAUCUGGGCUCUCAUAGGUUUGGUGGUUUUGUUCAAGGUCAGUGGAAGUGCGCAGGUGGAGGCGGCGUCGACAGCGCUCAUCCCAGCUGAAGCGGUGCUCCCCGAUGGCUGUCGUGGGGAUUACUGCUUCGAGGAGGGCGGCACGGAGCCGUUUGGGGCUGUCCUCGGCGCCCACGACGGCGUCUACGCCUACAGCAACUGCUACGCCCACAGCUGCGUCUCGUUUGUGGACUUCGAGUACCCCAUUCCCCUCCCACCCGGCGCCCACACUCCGCUGGACGACCCGCAGGCGACGACACGGCUGAUGCGGACCGGCAUGAAGUGGCAGUGUGUGGAGUACGCCCGGCGCUAUUGGAUGUUGCGUGGGACGCCCGCGCCGGCCGUUUUUGGAGCAGUUGAGGGUGCCGCCGACAUGUGGACGGACCUGUCGUUUGUCACGCUUCUCGACAACGUAACUACCGCACCGCUGUGGAAGUACACCAACGGGGCCCCGGUCGGCAGCGGCGGCAGCGCGCCACGCGUCGGCGACCUUCUGAUUUACCCCCGCGACACGGACGGCAAGUUUCCCUUCGGGCACGUCGCGGUGAUCGUCGGCGUGGAGCUGCCAGGGGAGCGGCCGCAGGCGACGACGAACAGUGACGAGGCGCACGCGGCGCGGGAGGGUCGGGCGUACAUCGCGGAGCAGAACUGGCACAGCAGCCCGUGGCCGGAGCCGUACCACAACUACUCGCGGUGGCUGCCGCUGGAGGUGACGGCCACGCCGCAAGGCACGUCAGUGCAGUACACCCUGCACGAUAAAUACCAUGCUAUUCUGGGUUGGAUGCGAUAUGGCGAGCCGUAA